Molecule: messenger RNA, 427 nt
Organism: Neocloeon triangulifer
Lineage: Eukaryota; Metazoa; Arthropoda; Insecta; Ephemeroptera; Baetidae
Product: small integral membrane protein 8
Exons: 2
Coding region: 90-341 (83 amino acids)
Source: RefSeq, a predicted model, not a curated record
UCUACCAUCUGCGAACCAAAACAAAAACCUCGAGGAUGCCGGAUUGUCCCUUGCCUUAGGUGACCUCGUUUGAGGGCUGUUUCCGGCCGAUGGAGGGCAAGAAUGAGAAGCCUGGAGAUGGAAUUCGCUCCAUGCGUUCGUCCACCCUGUUCCGAGCCACAAAUUUUGAGCUUUACGCUAAACCGAAUAAAAUAAUCAUGGCUCUGGGACUGGUGGGCCUGAGUGUCAGCAUCGGCUACAUGGCCUACAUGCGUACCCAGCACGAACGGAUGGGUCUGUACACGGCUGUCGACACGGAAGGGCAGGAGACGUUGAUGAAAAGGCCCUCUCGGUGGGAUUGAUUUUGAAGGAAAAUAAUUCAUACAUAGAGACCACGCAAAUAAAUUGCUUGUAAGAAUAAAGUGUAGAUAUCAAUGGAAUGUUUAAA